Saccoglossus kowalevskii is the source of this 1418-nucleotide messenger RNA. Its product is annotated as carbohydrate sulfotransferase 8-like. Gene Ontology annotation, cellular component: membrane. Gene Ontology annotation, biological process: carbohydrate biosynthetic process. The record is from RefSeq and is a predicted model, not a curated record. Gene Ontology annotation, molecular function: sulfotransferase activity. NCBI's taxonomy places the organism in Eukaryota, Metazoa, Hemichordata, Enteropneusta, Harrimaniidae.
CAUUCUCACGCUAGUCAACGUCAGGUCACUUCUGAGAGGAUACCCUAGUUAGCAUGUCAAACGCUGUACACCACACCAUAUAUUCUUGGUUAUUUAUCACCAUUGCUAUUUACUGAGUGGAAGUUACACGUAUCUGUUGAACUGACAGCUGACAGCCCCAUUCAUCUUAAUUGAGGUCAACAUUGGAAGGUGUGACUGUCAAUAUGCGUUGUGAUGGUCAUCUGCUGAAGCUACUUAUCGUGGUGUCUAUACUAAUAACAAUUGGUUUAUUCCACUAUACAGGAUAUUUCAGAAGUAACCGAACCGUCCGUAUGUCGCAGAGAUUUCCUGACAUCACGGUCACUAUAAGAGAGGGUGAUCUACAGGCUGAUACAACUCACACAAAUUAUCUUCCAGACAAUGACACGAACAUCACACAGACAACAUUACAUAAUAUGCUAAUGCCACUUGAAAAUGAACUUGAAGAAAGAAGACGCCAACUGAAAGUGACAUGUUCAACGAAUAGUUUGUACCAGGAUCACGUAAAUCUGGAAAAUGUCACUGCCUCCACAACAAUAUACGUAGACGACAAGUACAAAGUGCUCUACUGUCCUAUCCACAAAGUCGCCACUUCUAACUGGAGACGCGUACUCAUGGUCUUAGCGGGUGACGUCAAAAACGAGUCACAGGUUGGAAAAGAUCAUUACCUCGCUUACACGUCCAAGCACAAACCAUUAAAAACCUUUUCUCCAGCCGAACGUCUUAGACGCAUUCACACUUACAAAAAGUUCUUCUUUGUAAGGCACCCUUUUGAGAGAUUGGUCUCCGCAUUUCGUGAUAAAUUCGAGAUGGGCGUCGCCCAUGAGGAGUGGUGGUACAUGAAGACAUUUGGUGUUCCUAUUAAAAAGUGGGCUCACCCGGAAAUGAGUGCUCGCGAACUUGACGCGCAGAAAACGAAAGUGACGUUUGAAGAAUUCAUUGGCUAUGUUACGGCAUUUGCUAACACCAAACAAAUCGAUAUGCACUGGGACCAGUACCACAGGCUGUGCCGUCCGUGUGAUAUUGACUAUGAUAUCAUUGGCAAAUAUGAAACUCUUGAUCGCGAUACUAACUUCGUGCUCCAUGAAAUCGGUGUUUACGAUAUUGUACAUUUCCCAACCACAAAACUCAACAAUCACAACACACAUACUUCAGUGACGUCAAUCGAUAGUUACAUGUCUCAGCUAUCUCCAACCGUGUAUCAGAAUUUAAAAGAAGUUUACUCGCUGGAUUUCGAAAUGUUUGGUUACGACAUGAUGUGAAACAAAACAAGCUGAAAAUAACUGGAAGGCUUUUAUAUUUUACAUAUCGACUUCAGUUUUAUUUGUACAUUAUGUGCUUUUUUUUAAAGUUUGAUUGUCAAAUUGACGCAAUAAAAAAACUACCUACACAUAACUACC